Molecule: messenger RNA, 1385 nt
Organism: Andrographis paniculata
Lineage: Eukaryota; Viridiplantae; Streptophyta; Magnoliopsida; Lamiales; Acanthaceae
Product: geranylgeranyl transferase type-2 subunit beta 1
Exons: 12
Coding region: 207-1211 (334 amino acids)
Biological process (GO): protein geranylgeranylation
Cellular component (GO): Rab-protein geranylgeranyltransferase complex
Molecular function (GO): Rab geranylgeranyltransferase activity
Source: RefSeq, a predicted model, not a curated record
CGACACGCUGGCUUCGGUUGACACAUCGGCGGGAAGGGCUCAAUUGAGGCAAGAGCCAUUGUUUAGUGCUCUAAGACCUAAUACAUCAUUUUACACCUCCACGCCACAGCAGCCGCAGCCGCAGCCGCACUAGCCAAGGCAGCCACCAGGGGAUUCACCGGCGAGAAAGUUCCGAUUGCCGUCAUUAGCAGCGGAAUAGUAGCUGGAUGAAAAUUUGUGUACUACUCGUUUGGAUCUCUGGCUAUUUUUUUAUUGCGUUGAAAUUGAGGAUGGGAGAGCUUAGGGUUGACAAACAUGUUAAAUACAUUCUGUCUGUUGAAAAGAAAAAGGAUGACUUUGAGUCUGUUGUGAUGGAGCACCUAAGACUAAAUGGUGCAUACUGGGGAUUGACAACUCUUGAUAUCCUAGGAAAGCUUGAUGUAGUGGAUAGAGAUGAAGUUAUUCCAUGGAUCAUGCAGUGCCAAGAUGAAUCUGGUGGGUUUGGUGGCAAUAUUGGACAUGAUCCCCAUAUCUUGUAUACACUCAGUGCUAUUCAGGUUUUGGCACUUUUUGACAAGAUAGAUGUUCUCAAUGUCGAGAAGGUCGCAAAUUAUAUUGCCAGCCUACAAAAUGAAGAUGGAUCUUUCUCCGGUGACAUUUGGGGUGAGGUUGAUACAAGGUUUUCUUAUAUUGCUAUAUCUUCUCUUGCAUUAUUACGUCGCUUGGACAAAAUAAAUGUUGAGAAAGCUGUACAAUACAUUGUAAGCUGCAAGAAUUUGGAUGGUGGAUUUGGUUGUACACCUGGAGCAGAAUCCCAUGCAGGACAAAUUUUUUGUUGUGUGGGAGCUCUUGCAAUCACCGGUUCACUCCAUCACGUUGACAAGGACCUCCUCGGGUGGUGGUUGUGCGAACGACAAGUCAAAUCAGGAGGUCUUAACGGGCGCCCGGAGAAGCUUCCUGAUGUCUGCUACUCGUGGUGGGUUCUUUCCAGCUUAAUCAUGAUCGACCGGGUUCACUGGAUCAAUAAGGAAAAACUUGUCAAGUUCAUCUUGGAUUGCCAGGAUUUGGAGAAAGGAGGAAUCUCGGACAGGCCAGAUGAUGCAGUUGAUGUCUUCCACACCUAUUUUGGCGUAGCCGGUCUCUCACUUCUCGAAUAUCCUGGAUUGAAAGCUAUUGAUCCAGCUUAUGCGCUGCCCGUCGAUGUGGUGAAUAGGAUUUUCCUUGACAGGUGAAAUUUUAGCUGCAGCUUAUGAAUUUGAUUUAUAUUUUCUAUGAUAUUUAAAUUUGCUAAAAGUUUCAGUAGAAAUUGAUGGUAUUUUGUGUUUGUCUUGGUGGGAUUUUGGGUAUAUGAUUAUUGUUCACCAGAAAGAUUAUUAUUGAAUGCACAAAUCCAAAACUUGAUUCAA